GGUCUCAAAUUUUACGUUGAACGAUCGUGGGUGCCUGGCUGGUGAUAGGAUGAGUUUAUAAUAUUUGUGAACCCUUUAAAAUGAUGAACAACGAUAGGCGAUCAUAACGAUCAAGCGAUAACGAUAAGUAACUUUGGAAUCAGUUCAAAGGAAUUUAUUUCCAUAGCGUGACCAACUGCCCCAAACACCACAAAUGACCUAAUUACGCCUCGCUUACUUCCGAGGCUUACAGCAAAUUCUUAUUGACCGGAAUGUGUGACGCACGCGAGUUUUGUUGUCGUGCGACAGGAUGAGUAAGAUAUUUUUCCUGCCCUUGGUGGCACAAGUUCUAGUGAUAGGAACUAGGCCGGGAUGUGGGGAGCCCUCUGUGUACAGUGACUGCUCCUUCUCCCCGAGAUGCUCGGACCGACCAAAGGCCUAUGGAGGAGGAGACUCUUCAUACGUACCCCGCGAGCCGUGCCGCUGCGACCACGAGUGUCACCUGUACGGCGACUGCUGCCCUGACGCUCCCGAACACAACUUCUCUGCACUCGAGAACAGGCUCCUCAGGGACGCUCCAGAGGCGCCCUUUGCCUGCCUACCGCUCCAGCCACCAGCCCUACUUCCUUCCUCUUUAAAAGUCUUCAUGGUGGACUGGUGCCCCAAGGGAACCAACUCGCUGCUCGACGACAAGUGCCGCAAAGACACUACCAAAGGAUCAUUCAAUUAUACGUACCUGAUGGACGUGCCCGUAGUGUCUUCAAAUUCUGGUAUAAUUUACCAGAACAUUUUCUGCGGCACCUGCAACAGGGAGUACUACUUCGACGGGUACAGCUACAGCCUGUCGUGCGACUGCGAGGUCGAUUCUAUGGAUGUUGUCAUGAACAUGCAAUAUCAGGCAGGGAAUCUGACCUGGUCCGCCCCUCGUUCCAAGGACGUUCAUUGUAUAGACUACGACAGAGUCACAUGUUUCUUACUUAUCGAGUUUCCUAUCGAUGUCGUCCACGUGUGUGAAGAUAAGGUAAUUAGUUCCUGUACACCAGGUGCUGGAGGAAUGUACCACGACAUCAUAGAGCAGCGAUGCCUAGAAGGCGAUAACUACUUUCUACAGGACAAAGAAGCAAACGUCUACAAAAAUAAUCAUUGUGCAUUGUGUAAUGGAGUACAAUUGGGUAACAUCAUUUGCCUCCAGCCGUUCGACAUUUCUUCAGGAAGUGCAGUGGCACGAAACGACUUAUGGACGAUCUCAGACCUUUUCGACUUUGAUCAGAACUGCGAAUCAAACUACGUCAAAGAUCCUGUAUUCGGGGAAUGCGAUUUGAUCGAGAAUCCAGAAAAUAUUCUCGAGAACGGCACCGACGUUGACAGCUGGUUGAACGAAACUGUUAUUGAACAAGUGAACGCUGAUGCGUCCGCUGAGUCAAUAGUCUUCACGGUUUUCAUGUCCAUAUCUAUAGUGUGUUUAUUACUACACAUGCUUAUUUUCCUCAUUCUUUUCCAAAAUCGCAAACUUCAUAGCUUAAAUUUAUUCUCGAUGUCAUGCGCGCUGUUUUUUGCAGAAACGUUUUUUGUAUUCGGAGCAAACUUGUGCCGCACGGUUGGAGGGUGUUACACCCUGAGUGCGGUUGUCUACUACUUCUUUAUGGCAGCCUUCUUUUGGAUGAAUGUAAUAAGCUUCGACAUUUGUAAAACUUUCCAUACACGAGGACUGCGGAGCCACGAAUUGAGAAGCUUUACGAGGUAUAGUUUAUACGCAUGGGGUCUACCGGCCGUAAUGCUCUUAUGUGCCAUCACCGUGGACAUGGCAGCCGAAGACUCAAUAGUUGCCCCAGCCUUUGCUGCUUACGGGUUUUGGUUCGGAACCUUAGGAGGGCUUCUGUUAUUCUUUGUUGUUCCUGUCGAAAUUAUAUUUUUCCUAAACGUAGUCAUGCUCAUUAUGUCUGCAAGUAAAAUUCGAAAACAAAAAAAGAUGGGGAAAAUGGCAGCAGUUUCUUCAAAAAGAGGCAAGUAUAAACCUGAAAAAACUCUAGAAACUGAUGAGAAAGAAAGCCGUAAAAUUUAUCACUUGAUCACCGGGAAGAUGAAGAAAACCGUUGGCGACCAAGAAGAGAACAUUAAAAAAUUAAAAUUGUAUGCCAGUUUAGCGGUUCUAAUGGGUGUCCCAUGGAUAUUUGCAACGCUCGUCAGUUUCUCAGUUGUUUUCGAUUAUCUUUUCAACAUCAUAACUUCCCUACAAGGCGUUUUCAUUUUCUUGGCUUUCGACUGCAAGAAGGUGGUGUGGAGAAACUUGAAUGCUCGGUUAUCAGGUCACACAAUCGUUUCGGGCACGUCGUCUGGAGGAUACACCCGGAGUACCAGCAGUUCGAGGACCAACAGCUCCAGCAGCGGCAACCGCAAGACAAAACACAAGCGUGGUGAGUCGACUAUAUCCAAGGCUACAGUGGACACGACAUUCAGUUCUGGCAACGAGAAUAGCCGUCGCCAGUCUCGCACAAGCUCCGACCAUGGUGAGAAGUAUUCCUUGAAGAAUUACACAGCCGACGGGCGACAAGAAGAACGCAGAGUUAGAAAUUCGGAGCGAUCUUUGACGAAUGGAUACCACGAAGAAACUGAGUCUCAAAAUGGUUUUAAAAAUGACCUACCGAAGCACGAUGAAACUCUCCUUAUGAAUUACUAUCACGAAGAGCAAACGGAUCAAGAGAACAAGGCCUUCGCCUUUAUGGGGAAUAGAACCGUUUUGUCCAAUGUACGAGAAUCGGAAGUUUCUUCAGAACGAAGCGACGAUGAUCAUUAUUACCAACUGCAGCCACCAGCACAAUCGCCAAUCAAAGUAACCAAGAAGCGGAAGGACAGAAGAGCACACGACAGAAGUCCUCAAAGUGGCAGAAAAGAUAGCAGAAACUACAGUUUACGAAAGGCUUGCCAUAGCUCCUCCACAUCGUCAGAAGAUGAAGAUUCAGAAGACGUGGUUGAUGUGUAACCACUCAAUCGGCUUUGUCAAACUUUCUUUACCAUUUCUAAGUAGAUAGAAGUGGCAAUUUCCAAAAAUGUAAGACGCACGCUGUAACAUGAUUGCUCGCAUCAACUUGCAGUAGAAAUCAAAGUUAGGUGGCGAUGGAUGAUGAGGAAAAAAUUCGCUUCUAAACCUGCUAAGAAAUAGAAGGACAACUUGUAAAUGACGUCCGAAAAUCCCUCGGGAAAGUUUUGUGUUAACUCGAAAUCUGAAUUUGCUAGUGUACUCUGGAUUUUUUGCUUUAUAAGCACAAAUUUUAUCAUUACGGUUUCGCUGCCAUCCAAAGCGAGCUUUGCGAUGACUUACUCAAUUUAUUUGAUUUCAAUAAUAUACAUUUUUUGUCCACUCAGCCGCAAGUGUCGUAUACAUCGCUCUCUACAUUGCGUUUACGGGAAAUUGGCUCUCGCUUCACUAAUUUGCAUUCGAAACGAAUUGGUUGACAACGAAUUCAUUGUAAUUACCGUUAUUUCUAGUAAAAACCGCUAGGGAACCUCGAAAUACAAGUUAUGCAAUAUAUCUAAGAGUAGAGAAAUUCUUACUCUCGGUUACAAUUAAGAGAAGUCCUUGAUCAAUAUAAGUUAAUUAUUCUAGCCGCGUUAGAGUGAAGUCAGAGAUGCAUAAUGUGAUCUGCAACUUAAUAAAUUGUCUGCAAGUAAUUACACACGAUGCUAUGCCAUGUAUUGGCAGUAAUGCCAUCCAACAAUGUUUUCGUCAAGCGAUUAAUGAGCAAAACGAGAAGACAAUCGGAGAAUGUCGUCUCUACUUCUAAUUACUGCCACGAGGUUAAAUGAGCGAGGCAAAUUGAGUUCAGCUCUCUGUAAUAAGUAUCUUCGAUAGCCCAAUAAUUUUAAAUGUAUUGUCAUAUAUAUAAGGAGCCAGAUUGAUGAGCUCAAUUCGAAAAAAUAUUGAGAAUAUAAUAUUAAAGAUAUUAUACUCUCAAUGUUUAUUUCGAAUUGAGAAACAUAUACUAUGAUAUAAAUAUUGAAAAUAUUCUAUUCUAUAGAAUGAUUUGAAAUGGAGAAUAUAUUUAAAUAAAAUAUUGAAAAUAUAUUCUCCAUUUCUAAUCACUACCCGAGUGGUUAAAUGAGCGAGUCCAAUUGAGUUCAGCUCUCUCUGUAAUAAGUCUCUCCAAUAACCAAAUAAAUAAAAUGUAUUGCCAGAUAAUUGAAAAGCUAGCUUGAUGAGCUCAAUUCGAAGUUGAUUUAUGAAAUAAAAAAAUGGCAUGGGUAUAAUUAAAUAGAGCUAGGAGGAAAGAGAAUCUACAUUUCCCAAUAUUCAGUGCAAAAAUAUUCAGUACGGCAUUCAUGUUUCACUUGAUAACUGUAGAAAUCAAAAUAGUGGAACCAAAUUUAAUUUGGAUUUUUUUUUUACUAUGCUCUUUCAACAAUAAAACCUUUACCUCUCA
This is a messenger RNA of Hyalella azteca, 4397 nucleotides long. RefSeq lists its product as uncharacterized. Gene Ontology annotation, biological process: cell surface receptor signaling pathway; G protein-coupled receptor signaling pathway. Lineage: Eukaryota; Metazoa; Arthropoda; Malacostraca; Amphipoda; Hyalellidae. Gene Ontology annotation, cellular component: membrane. The transcript is spliced from 4 exons. Bases 290 to 2959 code for a protein of 889 amino acids. The record is from RefSeq and is a predicted model, not a curated record. Gene Ontology annotation, molecular function: G protein-coupled receptor activity.